AAAAACGAAGCCUGCUUUGAAACAAUAGAUUCGCGAGUUGUCAAUAUAUCAUUUCUGUUUGAAGCUAUCCAUGUGAUGGUGUCACGUUCUUCUUAAAGAAAAAAUAUAACGUCUCUGAGUUAACAAUUGUAUGAUUGAAUUCCCACAAAAAAAAAACGAAAUAAUACUACAUCUUUCUCCAUGAAACUCAAUUCCAGAAAGUAUGACAGCAAACAACACUGAAUCUGAAUCUUCGAUGAAUAUGUUCCUGCAAGCAAGCAGAGAAAGAUUGAUAUCCAGAAACGGGUAUUCUUCAGAAUUGGGAUUCGGGGUCCCGCACCAAUCCCCAGAUCAAGGUUGUCUCCACGGACUUCAGGACAGGAUUUCCCAGUUCUUCGGAGAUGUUAAGGGGGCAUGGAUGAAGGCCUGUGAGAUGGGACGGAAAGAUCCGCGCAAGGUCAUAUUUGCAGCUAAGAUGGGAAUAGCCCUCUCCCUCGUUUCUCUCCUCGUAUUCUUCAAGGAACCUCUCAGCUACAUUGGCAAUCACUAUGUUUGGGCUAUCCUCACAGUUGUUGUCGUCUUCGAAUUCAGCAUAGGGGCAACCCUUAGUAAAGGGUUUAAUAGGGCAAUUGGGACUUUAUCUGCUGGAGGGCUAUCUUUGGGAAUAGCCGAAUUGUCUUUCAUGGCAGGCAAAUGGCAAGAAGAAGUAAUUAUUGUCAGCAUCUUAAUUGCAGGUUUUGUAGCAAGUUACUUGAAACUGCAUCCUAGUAUGAAGCAAUAUGAAUAUGCAUUCCGGGUGUUCUUGUUGACAUACUGUAUAGUCUUAUUAUCGGAAUCUUCAAAAUUGAUAGAAACUGCUUUCUCCCGGCUAUUGCUGAUUGGGGUUGGCGCAGUUGUAUGCUUGCUUGUAAAUAUAUGUGUCUACCCCAUUUGGGCUGGUGAAGAUUUGCACAAACUGGUGGUAAAGAAUUUUAAUGGUGUUGCAGAUUCUUUUGAAGGACAUGUGGCAUUCAUUACCAGCAUGCAUCAUUGCUCCAUGUGCUGGGUCCAAGAGACCGUCUUUCAAUUAGUUAGGGUCAGUUUGGGUGAAUGGUUUUUGAGGGUUUAGUCUAUAUUUUGAAUUUUUGAUAAAUAAACAUUUCUAAUAACAAGUAAAAGGUGUUUGAUGUGUUAUACGCUCCUCUAUGGUGUUAUUUUUUCAACUUUCAUAGAACCUCAUGUAUAUACUAUACACUGAGAUAUAGACAUAUUCCUGCAAAAACAAACAAAACCAUUGAAACUGACCCUUAAAUAAUAAGAGAAUGAGAUUUGACUUAUCCAUUGUGCAAUGUUAUAUUAGGUUGCGUGAAUGGUUAUCUGCAAUCUGUUGAAUAUGAGAGGGUACCUUCAAAAAUUCUACUUUAUCAGGCAUGGGAUGACCCUGUGUACAGUGGGUAUAGAUGUGCCUUAGAGUCCACAAGCCAAGAGGAUUCUCUGUUGAGUUUUGCUGUAUGGGAACCACCCCAUGGUCGCUACAAAAUGCUAAAGUAUCCAUGGAAUGAGUAUGUCAAACUUAGCGGUGCAUUGAGGCAUUGUGCGUUCAUGGUCAUGGCUAUGCACAGUUGUAUUCUUUCCGAGAUACAGGCAGCACCUGAUUUAAGGCAUGUCUUCGGGAAGGAGAUAAAAAGAGUUGGGAUAGCGGGAGCUAAGUUGAUAAGGCACCUUGGAGAAAAGGUCAAGCAAAUGGAGAAACUAAGCCAUCACGCGGAAGACGUUCUCGAAGAAGUCCAUGAUGCGGCAGAGGAGUUGCAGAUAUUAAUUGACCAAAAGUCAUACUUAUUGGUCAAUGCUGAGAACUGGGAGAGCGGGAAACGACCAAAGAACUUAGAAGACCCCGAAGACCUUCAAGACCUCAAGGACAGCCAACAGCAUAGACCAAUGCUGAUAAAUUCCCUUAGUGAAGCAACUCUCAAUAUGAGAUCCAUGCAGACCUUGAAGCACAUGGACACUCAAUUGGAAUCAUCUAACGAGCAACAGGUGAAUUGGCCCUCACGCCUUUCGGUUCUAGGAGAUACAAUCCUAAACGAGCGUGAAGUCCGGACAUAUGAAAGUGCAAGUCCAUUGUCAUUAGCAACAUUUACUUCCUUGUUGGUUGAGUUUGUUGCGCGGCUUCAUAAUCUCGUGAAUGCUUUUGAGGCUUUAAGCAACAAAGCUAAAUUUAAGGAGCCGGCAGAUGAGGACUUGUGAAUCCCAAGUGUGUGUUUGAACUUUGAAAGUCCUGCAAUUCAGUUUUUUGGCAUUAUGAUUUUUUUCAUAGAAGAAGAAAUGAAAAAGAAAACACUCUUCUUGUUUUGGACGGAACUACGUCAACCUAAAAAAAUUUAAAAGCAGGCAGUAACGGUUAGUCA
Molecule: messenger RNA, 2366 nt
Organism: Cuscuta epithymum
Lineage: Eukaryota; Viridiplantae; Streptophyta; Magnoliopsida; Solanales; Convolvulaceae
Source: the annotation of a GenBank genome assembly